This is a messenger RNA of Rhagoletis zephyria (snowberry fruit fly), 594 nucleotides long. RefSeq lists its product as uncharacterized. Lineage: Eukaryota; Metazoa; Arthropoda; Insecta; Diptera; Tephritidae. The record is from RefSeq and is a predicted model, not a curated record.
CCUGUAUAGCACUUCAAGACGGGCAUCAAACAAACUAAUCACCAUUAGCGGAUUUAUUUAAUAUAAGUUAUAUAUACCUAGAAUAUAUAUAUAAAACUUCGAACGUUUUAUUCGCGCACUUUCACCAACUUUUCGCACUGUUUUAACGCAACCACUUUAAUGGCCCGUUGGUUACGGUUACCCCCUUUUAUACGGCGAUCAAACCAAAUCAGCCCUUCAUGCCACUCAUACUAGCUCAACGGGUUUCACUUCGUGAGGACACCUAUUCACACGCACACCCUCACACUGCGCUACAUGAUGUCAUAUGCCCACCACAAAGUCCACUACCUGAAUUCCACUGCUUCCGCUACAAUGUUGCCAAUGCCUCAGCAACAUCAUGGCCGCCGUAUAUACAUGAAUGCAUGUAUCUGCCACACUUCCUCUUAGGCAACCGCUGCCGCUACAGGCUCGGACCCGCCGAUGGUGCCUGCAACAUGGAGCGUGUGCGUAAAGAAAUUAAUAAGGCAGCCUGUUGCUUGUAUUUGUUGCGUCCAACGUGUGGCCUCGACCCAUGACUCCUAGCCGGGCCUUUAUAUAUCAGUUGUUUUUCCUUGG